AUGAGCGGUGGACCAGCAUGGAAACGAGAAAUUGUUCCAGAUCAUAAGUUCGACUUCAUCGACACCCGUGAGUUUACCGAUAACGGGUUCCUCAUGCGCCUAAAUGUGAUGGCGGCUGUUCAUUCACUGGUUCCAAUCAUUUCAAAAUUGGACCGCUUAUUGAUGUUUCCUCAAAGAUAUCUCUGGCUUUAUAUCAUCAUCCUCAAAUCAUUUCUGGUCUACCUUUCCGAUAUCUUCACAGCUACGACCAUGUUGACAACUUCAACAUGGUCCAACCAGAUCUUUAACAACUGUCAGCAUCAAGAUGGUUGUUUUUAUAUCCCAUUUAAUGUUGGGAAAUGGCUGUUCGUAGGAUGUAUUAUUUUUGGCUUUCUCCUGCUGGCGUACGAAGCCCGGAAAUCAAAGAAAAUUAUCGCCAGUCGUGAUAUCUCUUACGCAUUCACGAACGUGAUGGCUAACAACUAUUACUCCCUCCGCUCGUAUGAUCACUUCUGCUUCUUUGAUCAUAUCAGUAAUUCCACGAAGAAGAAAGAUGACUUUGCGUUCUUCAUCUUCUUUACGUUCAAGAGUUGGAAGCGCCUGUUACUGUCUGAUGGACCAAGACAAACGAUCAACGCUUUGACACUCUAUAGUAUCUACCUGGCGAAGAACGACAAGGGAUCUUGGUACGACAUCAGCAAGUACUUCGCAGGAAACAGUCUGUCAACCUCCGCCCUGACUGUCUCCACGUUCUUCACCUUCGUCAUUUUCGCUGGCUCGCUCUUACUGUUGAUUAUGGCUGGCAUAUUCUAUAUUCCUUUGUUGUGCUACAUUCAAGGGAACCUCAAGGAGUACGUAUGCCACAAGGUCGACAAGCGAAUUGCAGAGGUCAUCAAGCGUAGAAAUAAGGAGCGACUCGCAAGGGCUGCUGCGCUAGCGAAGAAGGAGGCCAUGGGUGACUUCUCCCACUUGAAAAACAAGAAGGGCGAGAUGGUCGGGAAACCUUUACCACAGCCGACUCUUCCAAACCUCUCGGUUGACGAUGACGACGACGCUGGAUCUAUCUCCAAGCGUGGGCCAGGUGGUGCCUACAACCAGGAUUACUACUUUGACCAAAAAAGCAUAGCACCAAGUUAUCACACAAAUCCCGCGAGUGCUGACUAUACCGAGUAUCCUCCAAUGCCGGCUUACAACGCUGGGUAUUCACACCAGACUGCGGGGACGUUCAACCAAUAUAGUUCGUCUACGGGGGGCUACGAGCCACAGCACCAAACGUACGAAGAAGACUACGGCAGCACGGUUCAUCUUCAGGAAGGUGUUACUCUUGCAUACCAAACUGAUGAUCAAGGGCCGUACGAUUCAUAUGGGAGCUCUGGGGUGGGAGGGCGAUAUGUUGCAGACGCACAUGAUGUGUACCAAGGGAGAGCAAAUGCAGGAGCACGUUUGCCAUAUAAUGGUGCGAGCGGGCAGGCUUACGAUGUGCAGGACUAUCCUAGCCAGCAGUAUACGCACGCACAUAAUUAUGACUAUACGGCAACGAACGGGGAUGGAUACCAUUAUCAAGGGUAUGGUGGUGCACAAGGGUCACAUGAGUAUGGACAUGCUUUGUAG
Messenger RNA from Suillus fuscotomentosus, 1590 nucleotides. RefSeq lists its product as uncharacterized. Lineage: Eukaryota; Fungi; Basidiomycota; Agaricomycetes; Boletales; Suillaceae. The record is from RefSeq and is a predicted model, not a curated record. Gene Ontology annotation, molecular function: potassium ion transmembrane transporter activity. Bases 1 to 1590 code for a protein of 529 amino acids. Gene Ontology annotation, cellular component: plasma membrane. The transcript is spliced from 8 exons. Gene Ontology annotation, biological process: potassium ion transmembrane transport.